AUGAUAAGUAUUUAUCAAAAUGGACAAAAUAAUGAUUUAAAAUGUGAAAAAUGCAAGAAGAAUGAAGCGAAGUAUAAAAUUAAGCCAACCCAUUGUAUAUAUUGUCAGUUGCCCGCUGCAUUUGUUGAUAAUAAAUGUGUAUGGUGUUCCUAUGGGGAGCGGAAAACUGGACCACCAGUUCCUUGCGUAAAAUGUAAGAUUAAAUCCGCCUUUCCCAAAGAUCGAACUUCGUCAGAUGCCACUUGGAUUUGUCGACUAUGUUCAUUACUUAAUAAGACAAAUAAAAGUUUGGGUAAGCGUAAGUCAUCAGACUUAGGACGUAUUUCUCAAUAUAAACGUAACAAUGAAAAAAGCGAUCAUAAAAAUAAACAGCACAAGGUAACUUUUUCAACGGACCUAAAUUCAGAACAAGUUCAGUCGGAACAUAUUUUAGUUGUACAACAAUAUAAAGAUGAAAUUUCAAGUCUACGAAAACAAUGUUCUGAAAAGGAUAGACUGAUUUUGGAACGUGAUAAAAAGAUAGCAGCAUUGAAUGCGGAAAUACUAUGCAAUGAAAAAGAAGGAAAGCAGAAAGUUUUACAGUUGCAGCGGCAGCAUACGGAUGCAAUUCAGAAUCUUCAUGAACAGAUUCGAUCACUAACGAAACAGCUUGAAAUACUUUAUGUUUUAUUACAAUGGAGAAAAGUUUCUUACUGCCUACCUAUUGGAUGGAGAAUGAUUCGUAAAAGCGCCUUAGAGUGA
Dracunculus medinensis (Guinea worm) is the source of this 741-nucleotide messenger RNA. NCBI's taxonomy places the organism in Eukaryota, Metazoa, Nematoda, Chromadorea, Rhabditida, Dracunculidae. The record is from the annotation of a GenBank genome assembly.